GCAAUGUAGUCUAUCUCGAAGCCGCUUCAUUAUUCUAGUAAUAGCAGUACUCGUCACAGCUUUCAAGGCUUGUUUAAUCACCUUUUGCGACAGGCAAGGGAUACCGUGGCGGCAUUUUCAAGAUGUCCCGAUCCACUGGGCUCAUCCCCCAUCAUCCUAACUACGGGCCAGUGCCUUAACAGAAAAAUGCAACAAUUUGCAAUAAUUUGCAAUAAUUUGCAGAUGUCUACGCGUGGCUCUACCAUGCGGCCAACGCUCUUCUCAUCACGCGGUUGUAUAAAAAAAAUACACGUUUUAGCUUUUAACGCGAACUUAAUAAUUCAAAUACGUAAAGAUGUACCUAAUUAUUAUUGGCAUAAGAUACAAUGAGGUUUACUAGUUUUAUAAACCACGCAAUGGAGACAUGCCACCGCGCCAGUUAGAGCGGAGAUGCAGACUUGGAAAACGUAGAGUUCAGCUGUAGUAGGGCGCGAUGCACAGCGACCAAUCACAGCGAUGCGGAGAGGUGUGGUGGAGGGCGCGGCGCCGCGGCAUAUUCGGCGCGUGCGGCGCGAUGACUAUCAGUCAUUACAGUGUCUGCUCAACCAAAAAACAGUCGCAUUCCGAUAACAUUUAAUUAAACUAUUGUUUCAUUAACCCAUUGACACAUUUUUAAAACCAAAUAAUGGCGGGACAGCAAUCAAGUUUCGAAUUUGUGAAUGAAAUUCCUAAAAAAGUGAAUAAAACCAGAAAAUCGCGCCCGGCGCGCGUGUUCGCGCCUAAAUUUGUAGUCUCAAAAAAGAGUGCACGACAAAACGCCAGAAGACAGCUUAGUAGUGCCGGGAAACAUGUGUCGAAUUUGCCCAGAGUCCACGGCCACAACUCAAAGAUACCACGACUGGUGAAGGCAAACAAUGAAAAGCAACAACCAUUAUCCGAUGAGCCUGAGGCCGACGAGUUUGCCGGAGACGUGGAGGAGCCCGACAGCGCCGCGGACUCCGGCACCGACGUCGGACUCCUGGACGACAAUGACGGCCCGCAUGAUGGUGGUGGCGAGAUCCAGAGUGGAUUUGGUGACGACGAUCGCAUCUCACCAGUGCCCGAGGUGCCGCCAAAACUGGUAACAUACCAGUUAAACAAGAUCUCCGCUCUGGGCAUUGCGGACUUAGGGCUGUUAUCCGCCAACGUGAAUCAGCUACACAACCUUCUAGAUUCUUCGAACACCCAGCCGUAUUAUUACUUCAACUUGACCCUAAUCGCCGCUAGCAUUAUUCUGCAAAUCGCUGUGGGCCUCGGCAUCGUCAUGAACAACUUCUACAAAGUCCUUAAAAAAGACACAUACAAAGCGGGCAUUAUCAACGACAUGACCGUGGUGGGUGUGUUUCUGGUCACCGUCUUGAAUUUGUUUAUCACGUCGUUUGGCAUGGCGACUUCGCUCUAGUCGCCGACACGUGACUCCCACGACAUCUAGCGACUAUAAACUCAAACUUUAAGUCUUAAUUCUCUUUUACCACACUGCUAUUUCACCUAUUGUAUCUCAAUUGUUGCUGAAAAGGUGCUCAUGGUUGGAAAGUUGGAAGUUAAGAGACGACGAGGACGAAACCACAAAAGAUGGAUAGACCAGAUUUCCAGUGCGUUGAAUGUUUCCAUUAAUACAGCAUUUCAUCAGGCAAAAGACCGAAGCCGGCGGAUAAACAUCACAGUGAAGAUAAUUGAGAGUCACGAUCCUCAAUAAUGAGUAACAAAUCUUAUGUACUUACUUAUGAGCUAUGUUUAAGGUAAAUUAUAUUAUUUUACUCUUAUAAAGUAGUACAAUUUAGAUGUAAUAUGAAUCUCCUCCGACAUUAUCACAAAUAUAUUUAAGUUUAGAAUUAUACGCUCAUAAAAAUAUUCCAUAACAAAGAGAUCAAGAUCAUAUA
Molecule: messenger RNA, 1898 nt
Organism: Manduca sexta (tobacco hornworm)
Lineage: Eukaryota; Metazoa; Arthropoda; Insecta; Lepidoptera; Sphingidae
Exons: 6
Coding region: 665-1420 (251 amino acids)
Biological process (GO): cell adhesion; tissue regeneration
Cellular component (GO): membrane
Source: RefSeq, a predicted model, not a curated record